AUGAAGUAUUUUGCUUUCGAGAACCUUGUAUAUAGUUGGACGACGACCGACGCCUACCACGCUGACAGCAACCUCUGUCCACUUGGCACGGAAUCUGAUGAUCGUUUUGCUUUGCACCCAGAGCAGCACAUCUACCGAGAACCUCGCACAAUUCAUCAGCGCUGGUCUAUCACACGACAACUUCAGAGACCAGAUGGGGUGCUGAAACGUGUCUAUCUGAUCAACGGCCAAUUUCCAGGUCCAACCAUUGAAGCAAGAGCUGGUGAUGAAAUUGAGAUUACGGUAAUAAACAGGGUUGAAAAUGAUGACGACGACGGCGUUGUCAUUCACUGGCACGGGAUGCUGAUGAAGGGCUUCAACGAGAUGGAUGGUGUUGUUGGUGUGACGCAGUGCAGAGUCGCUACAGGAGAAACAUUUACCUACAGGUUCCAUAUUCACCGCAAACAGCAUGGUACAUUCUGGUAUCAUGCGCACUCCGCAGUCAAAAGAGCAGAUGGGCUUUAUGGUGCCUUGAUUGUGCACAAGCCAGUCGAGGGCAGGAUAGCUCACAGUGACAUGGCGCUAUAUGAAUACGAUGGCGAAAAGCUACUGCUCAUCGGCGACUGGUACCACAUGCCGGCAGAGAAGGUUCUUGCCGAGUAUAAAGACUUUCGAAGCUUCGCCUACGAGCCUGUACCCGAUUCCUUAUUGAUCAAUGGCAUGGGCUCCUACAACUGCAGCAACGCGCGUCCUGGGAGACCAGUUGCUUGUAUAAAAACCGACCGUCUGCCACUGCAGGUUUUCGGGAACAAAGCUGUCCGGCUGCGGGUAGUCAAUGUGGGUGCCUCCUCUGGCUACUCCUUUCAGGUUGAGAACGCUGCCCUGCAGCUGCUCGCCGUUGACGGUGGUGGAGCGGUGUCGAAUGCCACGCCACAAACCUCGACACUCGGCGUGCUAUAUCCUGGCGAGCGCAUGGACGUGUUACUUCUUCCACAGAAGACCAUCACUGACAGAAGCGCGCCUUCUACAGUCGAUCUAAAGAUUAUUCUUGACCCAGAACUCAUGCAGUUAAUGAACCCAGCCCUCACCCGGGCACAGUCCUUUGCCCUGGAAUGGGUACAUUGUGCUCAUGGGAGACAUGAUCGAAAUGACAUCCGCGAUACUGUGGACAUGUACGACUUGAACGACGCCCAAGGACCAGUCCUUGCUCGAAACUCGCCUGUCCGCAAGAAGCCGGCCGAGAUAGCCCUAUUAUAUACUAGCCUGGCCAUCAACUCGUUCAAGAAUGACGAGCCAUGGGGUGAACUGAAUCACUCAUCAUGGGUAUGGAAAGACGCCAAUACCGCGCCCUUGCUCGCUACGCACAGAACGGCAUGGGUCAACGGCACAGAGCAAGCCAACCCCCUCCGCACUUUCAAUGUCCCGCAAUUCGCAGCAGGCCAAGACCGAUGGUUGGACUUGGUGAUAAACAACGUCGACGACAAGGGCCAUCCGUUCCAUUUGCAUGGAUACCAAUUUUAUGUUCUUGGCUCGCGACAAGAUGAACUUGGACGCUCAUACAACCCCUUCGAGGCAGCUGUUAACCACGAAGACAAGCUGAUCAACAUUGACACCCCCCUCAUAAAGGAUACUGUCUACAUAAAACCACGUGGAUAUGUGAUUCUGCGAUUUCGUCUUGAUAACCCUGGGCUAUGGCUGAUGCAUUGCCAUGUUCUCUGGCAUCAAGCGGUCGGUAUGGGAACCGUACUUCAGAUCGGCCGCAUCGCCAGGGAAACAGCGCGCAAGGCAGAACAAUCGUGUCGCUGGAAAGGCAAUCACAAGUAG
Ustilaginoidea virens is the source of this 1803-nucleotide messenger RNA. RefSeq lists its product as uncharacterized. Gene Ontology annotation, molecular function: copper ion binding; oxidoreductase activity. The record is from RefSeq and is a predicted model, not a curated record. The coding region runs from base 1 to 1803 and encodes 600 amino acids. The transcript has 6 exons. Lineage: Eukaryota; Fungi; Ascomycota; Sordariomycetes; Hypocreales; Clavicipitaceae.